Messenger RNA from Pristis pectinata (smalltooth sawfish), 534 nucleotides. RefSeq names its product ATP synthase inhibitory factor subunit 1b (gene atp5if1b). The record is from RefSeq and is a predicted model, not a curated record. The coding region runs from base 81 to 419 and encodes 112 amino acids. Gene Ontology annotation, cellular component: mitochondrion. Gene Ontology annotation, molecular function: ATPase inhibitor activity. The transcript has 3 exons. Gene Ontology annotation, biological process: negative regulation of ATP-dependent activity. Lineage: Eukaryota; Metazoa; Chordata; Chondrichthyes; Rhinopristiformes; Pristidae.
GCCUCUACGCUCCCUCCAGUGCUGAUUGGUGCGCCUGUGGUCACCUGAUCCAUCGCUCGGACGCAGCAAGGACACCAGCGAUGGCGCGGCUGCUGCUGACGGGACGGAUGGCGCUGGGCCGGCAGCUGCGGAGCUACGGCGACAGCAGCCAGUUGGGAGAAUUGGGAAAAGGAGCUGGGAAGGGCGGUGGUGGUGGAGGAGCCAUUAGAGAGGCGGGAGGUGCUUUUGGUACCAGAGAAGCUGCAUUGGAAGAGAGAUACUUCAAGGAAAAGGAAAGGGAACAGAUUGAAAAUCUGAAGAAGCAUCAUCUGGAGGAGAUUCGACACCAUGAAAAAGAGAUCCAGCGCUUGCAAGAUGAGGUUAAACGUCACAAGAAUCAAAUCAAGAAACUGAGGCAUAAUGAUGACCUAGAUGACUAGGAUUUCUAAUUAUGUUUGGUUAUGCGUAUCUCAAUCAUGGAGGUCAAUUAAUGUGCUUUACCUAAUCACGUUUGGAUGUACCAUAUGUGUAUCAAUAAAAAAUACUAUGACACCA